Messenger RNA from Carcharodon carcharias (great white shark), 4391 nucleotides. RefSeq names its product AT-rich interactive domain-containing protein 5B-like. Gene Ontology annotation, biological process: regulation of transcription by RNA polymerase II. The transcript is spliced from 12 exons. Gene Ontology annotation, molecular function: transcription cis-regulatory region binding. Bases 100 to 1824 code for a protein of 574 amino acids. Gene Ontology annotation, cellular component: nucleus. The record is from RefSeq and is a predicted model, not a curated record. NCBI's taxonomy places the organism in Eukaryota, Metazoa, Chordata, Chondrichthyes, Lamniformes, Lamnidae.
CACCCAGUUAUUUUCUUGAUCCCACUCUCUUGUUUGUGAUAUAAAUGUGAGGCGUGUAGCUGCCAGGACCUUGCUGCUUUGCAGAGUGCCGGAGGAGAUAUGGAGCGGCGGAAAAUCGAGUGGAUCGGCUCUCCCUGCGGCUCCCACGGACCCUACACUUUUUACCGGGCUUUCAGCCUGCCCGAGCCUGGCUUCUCCGGCAAGGGGAAGGCGCUGACGGCCAGGCUCGGCCAGUUCUUCUUUGUCAGAUGCCAGCCCCAUGAGCCCGAAUGCAUCGCGGAGCUGCAGCUCCUCUGGGAGGAUCGCAGUCGCCAGCAGCUCCUGGCCAGCACCAGGCUUUACUUCAGCCCCGAGGAUACCCCACAGGGACGGAGCCUGCACCACGGCCAGGAUGAGGUCAUUGCAGUCUCCAAAAGGAUAAUUAUCCGGCUACAAGAUUUGGCGAAAUGGGUGUGCACUGAGAGUUCACAAUGGGCCACAAACACAGAGGAAGCCAAAUCCAGCACUAUCAAUUUGGACAGCAGUGGCCACAAGGAGUAUCCUGAGCUGAACGUCAGACCGCCUUCACACUGCUGCCUCACCUCAAACAAUGUGGAAAAUGAAUCUGAAAGUUCAGGAUUUAAAGAUGACCGACCACGAGUUAAAAUAUUAAGCUACCCCCAGUACUGUCGCUACCGGGCCAUAAGGAAAAGAAUUCAGAAAGCAUCUGCUGACUGUGUCAGUGAAGCACAACUAUUGGCUCUUGGAGGGAUCCUUUUGGUUAAUGAGAACACCAAGAUUCUUUACUGUCGUGAAACCUUUGAACACCCAACACUGGGGGAUAACAAAUCCAUAUGUGAUGAGUUUGCACCUCGUGUCUUGACACGUACUUCAGCUGGUCGAGUGGUGCGGACAAGGCUGCAAGUUACCACACAACCACGAUCACUGACGUUGCUGCAUCUUCAACUGACAGGAGCAACUCAUCUCAAAGGGCGAUCUCGAAAAAAGAAGAAAUCAACAAGCAGAAAGGGUGACGAGAGCCCAUUGCGGGAGAACCGGCGGCCCAGCCAGUCGGAUGUCAAGGAAGAAAAGAACAAAGUUGAAUCAGAAAGUAUGGCAGCUGGAAGUGCACAAACGAAUCAACCAGCCAAUCCAAAUGACCUUCUUUCUGCAGAGCAACACUUCCUGAAGGCUUUGCACAACUUCAUGUGUGAUCGCAACACUCCCAUCGCCAGAAUACCUCACCUGGGCUUCAAGAAAAUUGAUCUGUUCAUAAUGUUUACUGUCACACAACGGCUUGGAGGAUACGAGGCAGUAACUGCCCGCCGGUUGUGGAAACAUAUCUAUGAUGAGCUGGGUGGUAACCCAGGGAGCACUAGCGCUGCCACUUGUACCAGGAGACACUACGAGAGGCUAAUCCUUCCAUAUGAACGCUACCUCAAAGGGGAGGAGCACAAACCACUGCCACCAGCCAAGCCACGCAAGCACACUACAAGCACAUCUGAGGACUCUGAGAAAGAUGUGAAAACUAAAAACGGGGAGCUGAACUUGAAAGUGAAAAAUCUUCAGGAAUCGACUCAAAUAUUAGAGCAAGAGGGUCAUCUAGCAAGUGCUGAAAGAUGCCAAGAAAAAAGCCAAAGGACUACCACUGCUCAACACGCAGGUACUCAGGGCAACCCCCAAGACAAACGGAUGCAAACUCUAAAAUGUAAAAACCAAGAUGAUGGUGCAUUGAUUACAGGGGAAUAUCCCAGAAGCAAGACUUUCCCUGUUACAGGACUAGGAAAAGUGUUUUUGAAUUGGAAAAGACAUUAUCUUCGUGCUUUCAGGAGCAGAUGUAAAUAAGAAAUUAGCAAAAGAAAAUAAUAACAAGAAUGGAUCCUGCGAAAACCAGUACCUUGUGCCAUUUGAACUUCCUCUGUCACCCCCAACUCAUAGAGCUCUUAGUAAGUGUAGAAAUGUCCCACUGUAAGCAAAUGAGCAAUCUGAGAAUGGCUUCAAAGCUAUUUUCUUGAACAUUGUCCUGUUCCCAAAUUAAGUGGAACUUUAUCCCUUUGAGUGCUAUCUUAGUUUUCAUGAUCCCCAAUGCUACCUCUUGCAGGUAGAAAGUGCAAGUCUCUACAUAACAGUGGCACUUGUCCAGUCAAUUUUAGGUAGGUGUUAACUCAAGCAUUAUAGGUGGCUGCUUGAGCACCUUUAUUGGGAGAGUCCAGUUGGAUUAGCUUUGACUCUUAUUUUAUCAUAGUGUGUUGCAGUUAAAUACAUACUCCCUGCAGCUUUUCUCAGUGGUAUGCAAGAUUGUUGUAAUAAAGGAAGGUAUCUGUUCGACUACUGAGUGCUGGACAAUAAAUCUGUAUUUUAUUUUCCAUUGAAUAGGUAGCUUGGACCAUUGCACCAUGUGCAGGAAACAUAGUAAGGGAUAGAGCCAUUGAAUGUGUAGCGUAAGAGAGACAGACUUGCUACAGUUUGUACAAAUAAUGUCUGUAGCAGAGAAAGAGUUGUCUGCAUUACCGUCUAUGUGAUAAUCAUACCUUUCCAACCCAUUGUUCACUUGUGACACUUUGUAAAGAAAAUCUAGACAGUUUGCUUUUUGCAUGUAAAUAUGCUAUAAACUGCCAGAUGCUUUAAGCACAGGAAUUCUUUCUGUAUAUAGAUAGCUACUUGUGACCAGGUAUAUGUGCAUGUGUUAUUAAUGCUAUGUUUCUGAAUUUAAAAGACAAUAAUGCACACAGUUUGUAAAACAUGUAAAGUCCCAGCCUGUGAACAGAAGCCCAGUUAUUCAAAAUGUUGCUGCUGCAUUUGACAGCUUGAAGUGUGUUGGAUUUUGAGUUUGGUUUGCCUCCCUCUUAGUGCUCCAUCAAAAAUGUGGAUGAAAGUUCUGUUAUGUGAAGAGUAAUUAACACAAUGUAAUUGAAUCCAGUCCAACCCAACCUCACCCUAUCCAAAUCACCCAUGGUUCUUUGUAAGAAUAGCUGCUUUGAAGAAAUGUAAUAAUUUGUGCCCCAUUUUGCUUAAUAUAAAGUUUUACUCUCUUGUCCUACCUCAUCCCUCCAGAAUCUAAAUGUGUAAUUUUAAUCAGUCAGGAAUGUAGCUGCCUAACGACAGCAGUUUUCAGUAAAGUGCAUUGAAUAUGUCAUGUUUGUCCAGGACCAGUACAGUAUAUAACCUUGAUAAAAUCUAUUUGUAUCUCUCGAUUGAAAAUCCUGAUCCACUACAUGUUACAUGAGCAAGACUGGCCGAUGGACGUUAUAAUGCUCGUAUCCUGUCCCUGUGAGCUCAAGCCCAACACCUGGCACUUCCUCACAUUUGAUACCGCCCCAGUUAUCCUUAGUAGUUAAUAGCUCUCUGCUUUGGGUGCUCGGUUUGGUGACUUCUAGUACUAAAGCCAUAUACUACUUCAGACUGUACAUCAAGUGAGCCCUGUUAGGUUUCUAUGAAGUUAGAUGGAUUGAAAUAAACAGCACAAGUGCACAGUUUACUUGAUUUCUUGCUCCUUAUCCAGGCUGUUUCUCAGUCACUUUGCAGCACUUGCCCUUUUGUCUGGAGCUAUGACAGGUUAGUUGGGGAGUUGGGGUCUAAGGUUUGUCGUUUGAACUUGUGGGUCUCUCAAUGGAAUCUCCGAGGCUACCACUUUUGACCCAAAGCAUCUGUUUCUCAUACAAAUCUAAGAUCUUAUUUUUGUCACAGUGCGGUUGAUUUUUAUGGGGUUAUUUGUGGACUCUUGUCUGUAUGGCUAUGGCACACCACAGUGGGAGCCCAGCAACCUCCAGUAACUUACUUUGCAUAUCAAGACCAUCUUCAGGGGAGGGGAUCCAUUGAAAUGUUACUGGUAUUAGACCCAUCAGUGUUUCCCAAAUAAUAAACACACUUUUAGAAUACACAAAUGUACAAUUGGAAUGGAUCUUUCCCAGCAUCUAUCAAAUGUGACAGUGAAUCUGCACUUCCAAAAACUGCAAUUAACAAUAUUUACUUUGUGGAAGCAUGUAUUAGAUUUUUGAAGUAACCCUUUGGUCACACUGGAUUGGGGAAUACUGUGGUAUGUAAUUGCUCUGUACUGUGGAUUAAAAAGUGCUGUUUUUGUUUUAAAAAAAAUUGCUGUUGAAUGCACUGUUUCAGAAAUCUUGACAUUUCCCUUUUAAGCAAUUUUCAAACAAAGAAGUGUACUGUAUAUAAUGGGACCAUAUAUGGAAUAAAGUAUUCUUUGGAGCAUUGUCUUACUCCCUUCUCAAACUUCAAAGUAUUUUUGUAUAAUAUUCUGAUAGUUUGAAUGAAUCAUUGUUUGCUUAUAUUUUCACACUACAUUAUACGAAGAUAACUACUUUUUGAUUUUUAAAAAUUACAAUUAGAUUACUAACUGAUUUUUUUUGUAUGAUUUCUCUUUCAGUAUAUUGCAAUCGUAAUAAAGAAUUCAC